GGCCCAUUUAUACAUUUUAACUUAAUCCACCUUGACCAAUAGCGCCCUUAUUGCAGACAUCAUCAUUGCAAAUAUAGUAUACAUUUAUUUUAUAGAGCUUUAAGUUAAUAAAUGAGCUAUUAGAAUUAUCGUGAACAUAUUACAAUAUUCCAAGUGUUAUGUCCCAAUCCAACAUCUAACGUAGUUCUUUCUCUGUUGAAAUAUAGGCCUAGAAAGAUCAUGAACUGCCCAUCGUAUAUUUCCAAAGUGAGGAUCUGAUUUAAAAGACUUUGUCGAUACAGCAUUCAUUCGUGUGAUACAUAUAACUUAUAAAAUGGGAGAACUCAUUAAAGCGCCGAUGCUCUUCUCUCAAAGAUUUUACAUGUCCUUGUUGGCUUUUAUCGGACUGAUCAUGGUCUACGUCACUCGUGUAAACAUCUCCGUAGCUAUCCUGUGUAUGAUCAAGAAUCCUGUGGUCAAUGCUACCCUGCUCAACAUGUCGUCUUGGUCAAAUGCUGAAAACUCAUCCAAGAGGACUGCUUGUGGAGAAGGCAGAGACUCCGGGGGUGCAGGUCUCAGUAAUAAAAGUGAACUCCAGACUGGAGAGUUUGACUGGGACAAACUAACAAGGUCUGAGCUCUUGUCAAUGUAUUUCUACGGCUACAUCAUCACACAGAUACCAAGUGGUUGGCUGGCAUCUAGAUACGGAGGCAAGAGAGUCUGGGGUGUGAACAUGCUGGUGUGUGGAAUUUGUUCUUUAGUCUCACCCAUCUGUGCCAGGACUCAUGUCUAUCUUCUUUAUUUUGUUCGCUUUGUGCUCGGAGUAGCAGCGGGUGUCACAUUUCCAUGUCUUCACGCCCUGUUGGGCCAAUGGGCCCCGCCUCUAGAAAGAACUAUACUCACAGCUUGCACUUUUUCAGGAAUCCCAAUUGGCAACAUAGUUACGUUCUCUAUAUCCGGAGUUUUGUGUCAAAGUGGAUUCGAUAACGGCUGGGGCUCUAUAUUUUACCUUUCCGGUAUUUUCACCGUGCUUUGGGUAAUAGCCUGGUUUCUGAUGACUGCAGACACACCUGCCCAACACAAGUGGAUUUCAGAAAGGGAGAGAGUCUAUAUCGAAAGCUCCAUUGGUAAAGGCGCCGUUAAAAAGGUUCGCUACGUGCCAUGGUUGAAAAUGUUCACCUCGGGACCACUCUGGGCUGUCAUUGUAGGUCACUUCUGCAGCAAUUACCUGGCCUACACGCUCAUCACCUCACUGCCAACGUUUAUGAAGGAGAGUUUGAACUUUGACAUCAAGCAGAAUGGUGUAUUGUCUUCGCUGCCCUAUGUCUGUCAGUUCGUCUCGACAGUUUCUGUUGGUCACGCGGCUGACCUAAUCAGACAGAGAGGUUGGAUUUCAACAACGAAUGUCAGGAAAUCUUUUCAAGUUAUUUCUUUUCUUGGCAUCACGCUGUUUGUCUCUAUUGUUGGCCUAAUGAGCUGUGAACAGCGCCACAUCGCGGUGCUCUUUCUUUGUCUGUGCACAGUGUUCAACAGUCUCAGCAGAGGAGGCUACGUGGUCAAUCACUUGGACCUGGCACCAAGUUAUGCUGGGAUUCUCUUUGGUAUCACAAACACUGCCGGCACAAUACCUGGAAUGAUUGCCCCAAUUAUAGCAGGAGCCCUCACUCCAAAUAGAACAGCGGAUGAAUGGAGAAUUGUCUUUUAUGUCUGCGCCGCAGUGGCUGCCUUCGGUGCUGUCGUCUACUUUUUUCUGGCCGAUGGAGAGCUGCAGGAGUGGGCCGUGCCACCUGAUGUUAAGAUUAAGAUGGACAUUCUGGAACCACAUAUGAUUACCAAAGAUAAACCGCCGAGCUUGACAACUUUACUAACACCUGAUAAAGUAAACAGUGUUCCGGAAACUGCUAAAGUUUCAGCUCAAGAAAUCCAACAAGAGAAUGAGGUUGAUAGUGAAAAACUUCAAGAAAUUCUAAAGUCAGACGAAAAUAUCCAAAUAUACAGAUUUUAAUAUUAUUUCCUAACUUCAGCGAGCUGUACUGAAUCAACUGGUGGAUAAAUAGAUAGAUAGAUAGAUAGAUAGAUAGAUAGAUAGAUAGAUAGAUAGAUAGAUAGAUAGAUAGAUAGAUAGAUAGACCAACAGACAGACAGACAAUGAAAUGACAAAUAGAUAGAUAGAUAGAUAGAUAGAUAGAUAGAUAGAUAGAUAGAUAGAUAGAUAGAUAGAUACAUACAUACAUACAUACAUACAUACAUACAUACAUACAUACAUACAUACAUACAUACAUACAUACAUACAUACAUACAUAAAAA
Biomphalaria glabrata is the source of this 2286-nucleotide messenger RNA. RefSeq names its product sialin-like. Gene Ontology annotation, cellular component: membrane. The record is from RefSeq and is a predicted model, not a curated record. Gene Ontology annotation, biological process: monoatomic anion transport; transmembrane transport. Gene Ontology annotation, molecular function: transmembrane transporter activity. NCBI's taxonomy places the organism in Eukaryota, Metazoa, Mollusca, Gastropoda, Planorbidae. Bases 314 to 1984 code for a protein of 556 amino acids. The transcript has 12 exons.